AUGUCUUCUCCGCAGGAUCGUAGGCGAAAGCCACGUCGUUCCCGGGGGAAAGAUGAUGGUGCAAACGAAACCGCCGCGGCUGUUGGACUUGAAUCACCACGAGAAAUCGAGGUGAAAGAGCCAGAGACCCCAUCGAGGACCGAAGGUCGUGCAAAGGAUAAGGCCACAGCCCAUGGUCGCUCGGGCGUGAGAAAUAGCCCUGGAGAUGAUCAUGAAGAGAGUGCUGUUCUCUCUGAGAGAACCACAUCUGCCACAUCACCGCUGGCCAACAAAGUGAAAGAAGGCAAGGGCGUCUCCUUCCCUCAUGUGGACGAUGAGGACCUCUGGCGGGCUAUCUUUGACUGGACAUUCCAGCCGCGCAGCGACUCGCGAGUGCUUGCUGACGAGGUUUAUCGGAACUUGUCCACCACCCAAGACUAUCAAUUCCUUCUGGAAGCAAUGAGAUGUGACCGUCUGAGGGAACCAAGGCUUCGAGAUACAUACAUGCGACUUUAUCUGCUAGCCAGGAGUUAUGGGCCUGCCUCACCAUCAUCUGACGUCGAAGAGUCCAGGAAUCGCUUUGACGGGCUCUCUGAAGAGUAUCUCAACCACACGGGUGUGGAAUUCGACCAGCUCGCUGGCCAGCUCCGACAGAUGACCAUGCUUCAGAAAGUGGGAGAAGAAGAGGAUGAAGGAGCGAUGUCAGUGUCCCAAACUUCGUAUCCAUUUCACCAGAUUCAGAGCUCGGCAAAGGGAAAGAGCAAAAUAGCGCGGCCACAGUCUUCUUACGAAGCCACACAAAAUCGACUGCCAUCUCAGGCCUCGAAUGACAGAAUGGAACCCGGCUAUCGCAUAAGGGAAAGCAAAUGGUUCAGCUUCGGCCGAGUUUUCAAAAUGCUAUGGCAUGACAAUGCCACAGGGUUCAAAGUGCAUGCCAACACCACAUCGAUCAAACAGCCUGGCGAUGACACAGGCCAUAUAACCCAGGGUCCAUUAGGCCAGACGAUCUAUAGCCAGAUCCGCCGAUUCGCUGUCGUGAAGAAAGGCCAUGGGUUCUCGUGGGCGAUCCCCAUUAAUACCUAUCAUGAGAAAGGGACUACCCGGAAGAGUUUUGAUAAACAUGAUCGUCAAGCACAUGCCAUCAUUUACCUAGAGGGUACGAAGCCAGAGUCUCUUCCCGAGGAGGGUGAACUGCGGAAGGAACCCAUCGAGGUGGUUGGUGCAAGCGGCGACAACAAGUUACACAAAGCAAGUCGCAUUCGUUUCGACAAGGUUUUCACUAUUGAACAUAACGUCCUCGUCAAGAACGUCGGGAGAAUCUCCAAGGACUCGAUGCCUUACUUCAGUUCCUACUGGCGAGAGCAGGCUUUAGCGGACUUGGAUGGCCACGAUGGCCCAAGCGCUCAGCUGAAAACCCUUUGA
Messenger RNA from Fonsecaea multimorphosa CBS 102226, 1401 nucleotides. RefSeq lists its product as uncharacterized. The transcript has a single exon. Lineage: Eukaryota; Fungi; Ascomycota; Eurotiomycetes; Chaetothyriales; Herpotrichiellaceae. The record is from RefSeq and is a predicted model, not a curated record. The coding region runs from base 1 to 1401 and encodes 466 amino acids.